Purpureocillium takamizusanense is the source of this 1527-nucleotide messenger RNA. RefSeq lists its product as uncharacterized. Gene Ontology annotation, cellular component: telomerase holoenzyme complex. Gene Ontology annotation, biological process: nuclear-transcribed mRNA catabolic process, nonsense-mediated decay. The transcript has 2 exons. NCBI's taxonomy places the organism in Eukaryota, Fungi, Ascomycota, Sordariomycetes, Hypocreales, Ophiocordycipitaceae. The record is from RefSeq and is a predicted model, not a curated record. Bases 1 to 1527 code for a protein of 508 amino acids. Gene Ontology annotation, molecular function: protein binding; telomeric repeat DNA binding; telomerase RNA binding.
AUGGAGCAACUGACCAAGGGCUGGAUUCACCACUUACGCAAGACGGCCCGGCAGGAGAACGCGGUGCGGAGCAGCUGCCCCCUUUGCAAGGCCGAGAUCCAGCCGGAUCUCGAUUCUUUCAAAGCCCACGUCCGCGCAGACGCUUCUGGCCAUCCCACGCUUGCUGAUGACGCCGACAUCGAAGAAGCCUUUCAAAACAUUAACAUCAACGAUACCCAAUCACACCCUGCAGCCCGGUCCCCCGAGGAUACUGGCCACGGCAGACGAGCCAGAAAGCGACCUGUCCCCGGCACUCCGGCUGUCGCGGACCGUGCCGACGGGCUGGAUAGGUAUGAGCGCCCCGGGGACCAACCCGAGGGCUUCCAUCGUCGCAAGAAGGUCUGCUCGCCGCCAGUCUCAGUGGCCCAACUGCGUGGCUCCUCCCCACCCAUGACGGACCGGAGCCACGCGAGGUCGAAUGAGCCGAGUGACUUCACCCGCAGCCUCGCAUCCAAGCAUCUCCGUCCAACCACUCGUCACCUCUACAACCCUGACGAUGACGCACGGCCUAAGACGCCACAGCCAAGGCCAUCUCAGCUCGCGUCCACCAACUCACGGCGCUCCCCCCCGAACAGGGCCCAGCGAGGCCCCCAGCGGGACCUCGGCUCGCCCGUGGAGCCCCCUUCGGUGACGGAGAUAAGGCAACGAGAGACAAGGCCCAUCUCCCCCGAGCAACUAGUCGCCGAGGUCAAGGGCAUCUACGCAGGCCUGGUCAUGAUCGAGUCUAAGUGCAUCGAGUAUGAUAGCACGCAAGAGACAAAGCAUCUCAGCCAAGAACAAUAUCAAGCUCUCAUCGCCUUACAUAGAUCGGUACUCCACGAGCAUCACGAUUUCUUUCUGGCCAGCCAGCAUCCGUCUGCUAGCGAAGCCUUACGGCGGCUCGGCUCGAAAUACGCCAUGCCGGCGAGGAUGUGGCGCCAUGGCAUCCAUACCUUCUUGGAACUUCUUCGCCAAAAGCUACCCGACGCCCUGGAGCACAUGCUGACCUUUAUUUACAUCGCGUAUAGCAUGAUGACAUUGUUAUACGAAACAGUGCCGGCCUUUGAAGAUACAUGGAUAGAAUGCCUCGGCGACCUCGGUAGGUAUCGAAUGGCCAUCGAAGAUGAUGAUAUUCGGGACAGAGAGACGUGGACAGGCGUUUCGAGGUAUUGGUACAGCAAGGCUUCAGACAAGUCACCCACAACUGGCCGCCUCUACCAUCACCUUGCAAUUUUGGCGCGGCCAAAUGCGCUGCAGCAGUUAUACUUCUAUACCAAGUCGCUUUGCGCCCCCAUCCCGUUCCCUAGCGCGCGCGAAAGCGUUAUGACGCUCUUUGAUCCUCUUUUAAACGGUUCCCCCCAACGGCUUGACGCCGUAGACGCCGCGUAUGUUCGCGUGCACGGCAUCUUCUUCUCUGGAAAGUCAAAGGAACAACUAGAAAGCUCGAUGGAUGAGUUCUUGAGUCUUCUCGACGAUAGUAUUCACUCUAAUUGGCUCGAAGCGGGGUGA